GCAAAACCAAGCUGACAACUCAUGCAAUGCUGGCAGCAUUUUCAUUCCAUCAUCGUGGCAGGGCUGAAUAGGGUUCUUUUUUUUUUUUAUUUCUCUUUACAACCAAACAAGAAGCAAGGCCAGACUGCUAUUGUAGCACGCAGCUGAUCAGUAUGGAACGCAGAAUCAACAGAACAGACAAAGACUGUGAUGAUAAAUGUCACAAUUCAGAAGAUGGAGACCCGAGUACAAACUGUAAAACAUCCCUUGUCACUCUCAACGUUGGUGGCUAUCUGUACAUCACACAAAAACAGACUCUCUCCAAGUACCCUGACUCUUACCUUGAAGGUGUGGUCAAUAGGAAAAUUUUCUGCCCAAUUGAUGCAGACGGACAUUACUUCAUAGACAGAGACGGGCUACUAUUUAGGCAUGUUCUGAACUUUUUACGAAAUGGGGAACUCUUGUUACCAGAGGGUUUCAAAGAAAACCAUCUUUUGGCACAUGAAGCAGAUUUUUUCAAGCUGAAGGCACUUAAUGCAGCUGUGAAAGCUAGAUGGGAGAAAGAGCAGCAGGCUGCACGGGAAACCACUUUUUUGGAAAUAACAGAUCACCACGAUCGGUCUCAGGGUCUUCGGAUCUUCUGCAAUGCCCCUGAUUUCAUCUCCAAAAUAAAAGCUCGCAUUGUGCUGGUUUCCAAAAGCAGGCUGGAUGGAUUUCCAGAGGAAUUCUGCGUUUCCUCGAACGUUAUUCAAUUCAAAUAUUUCAUCAAAUCAGAAAAUGGGACACGUCUCGUACUGAAGGAAGACAACACCUUUGUUUGCACGCUGGAAACUCUUAAGUUCGAAGCCAUUAUGAUGGCACUGAAGUGUGGAUUCAGACUCCUGACUAGCCUGGAUUGUUCGAAAGGGUCAAUUGUUCAGAGCGAUGCACUUCAUUUUAUCAAGUAAUUACUUUUUCACUAAACAAAAGGCAGCGGAGGAUCCAGCCAAGCCUCAUUAAGCAGCAGCUCCUUGGCUUCACAUCAUGUACCUGACUCGUGAGCAAGCAAAGAGCUGUGCUGCACAUGAAUACAUGUGAGCCAACGGUAUGUACAUGUCACCCAAAAUGACAAUUAACUCCUGACUGCAGAAAAUCCUGCUCUUUGUGUAAAAGGAAGUCUAACAGGUUUUUAGAACAUAUUCACUGUAAAUAAAUGGUUUUAUGCUGCUAAAAUAUUUGCCCUUCACUGCUGUCAUUUGCAAUCAUGUUUGCGCACUAUUAUGUGUAACAACAGACACAUUUAAUCAGAUGAAAUUGUUCUUAACAGCUCUCUGUGAAAAUCUUGCAGCUUUCAACAUCUUUUUUUAAAGCACAAUGUCAGUCUUGGCUUCAAAUCAGCAUUGUGAAACAGUCAUAUUCCCCAAAAUGCACCUAAUGUUAUUACUGUAUAUCUUGUGUGACUGUAAAAUAGAUUUUUCCCUCACAAAAAUGACUGUAUAACUGUAGUUCCUAUACUAAGGAUGAAUCCCAGAGAAGUAUUUUUGUGCAUGUAUUUCAAAAGAUCUUAGAUGUGACUGUUCUCUUUGCAUGUUUACAUAUAACUCAAAAAUGGUUAUUUCGGGUAAAAAUGUAGUACAGAGAACUCAUGAAAAUUAUAACAUUUUUAGGUUGCCUGGUUAUUUUAGAGUAGCAUAUUGUAGCAGACAAUUCAUAUGUAGCUACCAACUAAUUUUCAUUACACCAUAGCUGAAGAUCUACACAGAAACAUUGUGACUAGGGUAUAACAAAGAAGCAUAUAUGACAAUAUAUUAUAUAUACAUACUUUUUUCACUGCAUUCAUUCAAUAACUAGCAAGGAGUUUAAAAAAAUAAAAGUAUAUGUGCAGAAGCAGUCUGAAAAGCCUUUAUCAAGUUUUCUGGCAGCUGGAGUAUAACCCUUGCUAACACUGCAUGUAGCAAAGAAUAUAUUAUGUUAUAUUUGAUGCACAUUUCCAUGGUUUUUCAUACUGUGUUUUUAAAAUGAUUUUUUCUUUGAAAUAUGUAAUGAAAAGAAUGUAUUAAGAGGUUUCCAUUGAUUUGUGAAUGAUUUAAUUACAACACUGCAGAGCAUUUUUACAUGAUUUUGAUUGUAAUUAUGACUGGAUUACGAUAUGCAGCACUUAAUUACACCCAUAGCUUUAUACAAUUUCCCAAAAGGUAUUGAUUUGAGCUGUCUGUCAUUGAGCACAUACACAAAACAUCAUGAAGAAAUGACAGCAUAUUUUUUAAUUCUCCUGCCACAAACACUUGUAGCUCUGAGACCUGAAAACUUUUGCAACAACAACAAUCAGUGCUUUCUUACGCAACAUAGUACCCACCAAGUGUGUAUAUGUUUUUUCAAUUUUAAACACAAUAUACGCACAUAUAACCACAAAUGUAACCACAAUGGACUUAUAUGCCUUGUUUUUAUGCAUUUUGCAGUUUUUCACAGAAGCAAGUGUAAUUAGAACAAUCAUCAAACAGUAGAAAAUUGCGCAUGCUGGGUUUAUAAAAAAAAAAAAAAAAAA
Xenopus tropicalis (tropical clawed frog) is the source of this 2503-nucleotide messenger RNA. RefSeq names its product potassium channel tetramerization domain containing 4 (gene kctd4). NCBI's taxonomy places the organism in Eukaryota, Metazoa, Chordata, Amphibia, Anura, Pipidae. The record is from RefSeq and is marked validated. Gene Ontology annotation, biological process: protein homooligomerization.